AUGGCGUCUGCUCAGUCCAGCGUGUUACAGGAGGAGCUGACGUGUCCCGUUUGCCUGGACUUGUACCGUGACCCGCACUUACUGCCUUGUGGACACAACUUCUGUAAGAACUGCCUAGAGCGGCUGAAGCGGCAGGCGGAGCGCGGUAGGUUCCGGUGCCCCGAGUGCCGCGACAGUCACCGCUGCUCUGGAUCCUUCCAGAAGAACUUCAAAUUAGCCAACAUCGCUGACGACUACAGGCACAGACGCAGACAGAGCGCGAGUGCCGGCGCGGUGAGGGCGCGGGAGGACGUCUGUGUGACCACUCUGCCCUCGAGAGCUGUGUGCACCACUGUGUCCUGCGACUACUGCCCCCAAGAGGCAGCAGAGGCCAAUGCCGUAGAGUGCAAGGGGGCAGAGGGAGCAGGUUGUUCCCUGGCUCUGGAGGAAGGAGAUGUGGGGAAGAGGUUUGCGGUGAAGACCUGUCUGAAAUGUGAAGUGUCGAUGUGUCAGGAGCACGUGAAGCCUCAUCUGGAGCUGCCUGCGUUCAGAGAGCACCCACUGGCAGAACCCAUGUGCGACUUCUGGAAGAGGAAGUGUCCAGAGCACGAUGAGGUCUACAGAUACUACUGCAUGGACGACAAAGUGUGUGUGUGUAACGCCUGCACCAUCGAAGGCGGACACUCUGGACACACCAUCAAAACACUCAAAAACACCAUGAAGGAUCUCAAGGUCAGUCUGGAUAAGCAGAUGUACAGAGUGGAGCGCAAGUUCAGCCUCGCGGAGAAGAAACUUCAGGAGCAGAAGGAGAAGGAGCGACAGAACAAAAGGUUCAUGGAGGACUCGGACCAGAGCCUGACCCGUCUGGGGGAGGAGCUAAAGGCCAAAGUGCUCCGUUUCAUUGGGCGUCUGAAGCAGAGCAGCCGGGCGCAGUGGGACACGAACGGCCCCACCAUCCAGAUAAACAUCUCCCGGAUCGGUCAGGACAAGGCCCGGCUUCAGGAGGUGCGCUGUGGCCUGGAGACCCUGCUGCAGGAGAACGACCCCUUCAGGUUCAUCCAGGCUUACAAGACGACAGGAAAACAGUGUCGUCGUCAGCUGCGUAAGGACCUGUUCUACCCGGAGUACGUGGACAUGGAGACGGAGGUGCUGGGCGUCAUGAUGGAGGACGAGAUGAGGAAGUUUCUGGACGAGGAGCUUCCCUGCCACAUCACCGCUGCCAUCAACUCCCUCUGUCACGUCUCGGACCUGGAGGAGGAAGAGGAGGAGGCCGAUGACGACGAUGACGACGCAGCGGAGGAGGAAGACGACGAUGACGAUGAUUUUCUGGACGACAGCAGCGAAGAGGAGCUGAGGAGCGAAGGAGACGAAGAGGAAGAGGAAGAGGACGGGCUGGACCACACCGACCUGGAAGACGGCGCCUACAGCCCGGAAGAGGAGGAAGAGGAGGAAGAGGAGGGAGAGGAAGGAGAGGAAGAGGAGCAGGAGAUGGAAGAGUGA
Molecule: messenger RNA, 1479 nt
Organism: Knipowitschia caucasica
Lineage: Eukaryota; Metazoa; Chordata; Actinopteri; Gobiiformes; Gobiidae
Source: the annotation of a GenBank genome assembly